UUCAUGCGGGAGGAGAUGGUGCAACGUGAAGCCGCCGAGCUGCGCCGGGGCCACCGCAAGCCGCGCAGCCCCCACGGCUGGGGCCUGCUGGAGGCCCUGUGGCUCCUGGCCUUCUACGAGCCCGUGGUGACCGAGGGCCACCUGCGCAGGAAGAACCUGGAGUUCAUCUUCAUCCGCUUCAGCGCCUGGGAGUUCGCGGGCUGCGACAAGCUCUGGGCGGGGCUGGUGACCACGCUGUGCCACCACGUCCGGCAGCACUUCGGCGCCUUGCCGCUCAGCGUCUUCCACGUGCUGGGCUCGCGGCCGCGCUUCGCCUCGGGCUUCUCGCAGCGCGAGUGGGUGCUGAAGAAAGGGACCUGCCUGCGGCUCUGGGGGCUGCUGCUGGUGCUGGCCGUGGGCAUCGCCAUCCUGCUGGUGGCGCUGCUGGUGCCGGGCAUCAAGGACCACCACGCGCUCAAGGUGGUGGGCAGCGCCGUGGCGUCGCUGUCGGGCUCCUCGCUGGUGCUGGGCGCCUUGUCCAUCCUCAAGAACUUCCUGGUCAGCGAGAAGAAGAAGAUCGAGCGCCUGACCAACAGCGACAGGUUCGCCGGGCAGCUGGGCUUCAUGAGCAAAAUCCGCGACGAGGUGGAGGUGUUGGUGGAUUAUUUGGCUUUCAUGGAGGUCUUCGAGCGCCGGCGGCUGCGCGUGGUGCUGGAGAUCACCAGCCUGGACCUCUGCUACCCGGAGAAAGUGGCCGGAGUGUUCAACGCCAUGGCCACGCUGCUGUCGGACGCCAACGCGCCCUUCAUCUUCCUGCUGGCCGUGGACCCCAGCGUCAUCGUGCCGUGCCUGGAGCAGACGGGCUGCAUGAAGGGGCUGGCGGACAACGGCUACCUGUACCUGAACCGCGCCGUCACGCUGCCCUUCUCCAUCCCCGAGAUGGGCGCCCGCUCCCGCCUGCGCAGCGUGGCCGCCGCCAUCCAGACGCGCGAGGACCUCAUGUACCGCAUCAUCGCCGGCAACGUCGCCAAAACCCGCGGCGGCGGCUGCGGCGGCGGCGGCGUUCCGGAGGCGCCCAGCUGGAAGGAGGCGGAUUCCGAGGCGGUGGCGUGGAUCCACGAGGCGUUCCGCUGCCUCCACGACGCCUCCGACGUUUUGAGCCGCUACCUGCCGGAGAACGGCGCCAACGUCCGGCGCAUCGUCAACACCAUCCCCAUCACGCUGCGGCUGCUGCUGCACCGCGCCGCCGGCGCCGCCGCCGUGCCCUC
Messenger RNA from Passer montanus (Eurasian tree sparrow), 1247 nucleotides. RefSeq names its product NTPase KAP family P-loop domain containing 1 (gene NKPD1). NCBI's taxonomy places the organism in Eukaryota, Metazoa, Chordata, Aves, Passeriformes, Passeridae. The transcript has a single exon. The annotation marks the transcript as partial. The record is from RefSeq and is a predicted model, not a curated record.